Rhinopithecus roxellana (golden snub-nosed monkey) is the source of this 6564-nucleotide messenger RNA. It is a transcript of the gene KHNYN, whose product is annotated as KH and NYN domain containing. The record is from RefSeq and is a predicted model, not a curated record. NCBI's taxonomy places the organism in Eukaryota, Metazoa, Chordata, Mammalia, Primates, Cercopithecidae. Bases 436 to 2472 code for a protein of 678 amino acids. Gene Ontology annotation, cellular component: cytoplasmic ribonucleoprotein granule; nucleus. The transcript is spliced from 8 exons. Gene Ontology annotation, molecular function: mRNA binding; RNA endonuclease activity.
UUGCGUGCGAUGUGGACAAGAGAGGUCCCCGCUGGGUGAGGAACCCGGGAAGGACCGCCCAGAUUCGGGCCCCCUGCCCUUGUCCCCUAGGCUAGGGGCGCGGGCAAGGCGGGGGCCCGGCGGGCGCUGAGAGGACCCGAGGCCGGCGCGGGCGGCGGAGGCGGACUGUGGUCUUCGUUUUCCAAAGCCCAGACGCCCACUCUCGAUAGACAGCCUUGUUUACCGGGACUUCCUCUCCGGAAAGGCCUGCAUGACAUACUCCCUCCCUACCUCCAGUGGACUCAGAUGCUUGUCACCUACUGGGGCUGUUUACCAGAGCCUUAACUAGGUGCGACCUGUUGAUAGCUGGUGUAGUCCCAGAAACCAGGAUUUGGAUUGAGGGUGCAGUGAGGCUCUGAGCUGCCUUCUCCCCUUCCAGGGCUGGGGGCAGCAGCCAUGCCUACCUGGGAGGCCCGCCCCGCGUCCCCAGACCGCUUUGCAGUGUCUGCGGAGGCUGAGAACAAGGUUCGGGAACAGCAGCCUCAUGUGAAGCGCAUCUUCAGCGUGGGGGUGAGUGUCCUUCCGAAGGACUGUCCGGACAACCCCCACAUCUGGCUGCAGCUGGAGGGCCCUAAGGAAAACGCCAGCAGAGCCAAGGAGUACCUGAAGGGCCUCUGCAGCCCAGAACUGCAGGAUGAAAUCCACUACCCGCCCAAACUGCACUGCAUCUUUCUGGGAGCCCAGGGCUUCUUCCUUGACUGUCUGGCCUGGAGCACAUCAGCCCAUCUGGUGCCCAGGGCGCCCGGCUCACUGAUGAUCAGUGGCCUGACUGAGGCUUUUGUCAUGGCUCAGAGCCGGGUAGAAGAGCUGACAGAGCGGCUGAACUGGGACUUCAUGCCAGGACCGUCUUCCGGAGCCUCUCAGUGUACUGGAGUGCUGAGAGACUUCUCUGCCCUGCUUCAGUCGCCGGGGGAUGCCCAUAGAGAGGCUCUGCUGCAGUUGCCCCUGGCUGUCCAGGAGGAGCUGCUGAGUCUGGUGCAGGAGGCGUCCAGUGGGCAGGGGCCAGGAGCUCUGGCUUCUUGGGAGGGGCGGAGCUCAGGCUUGCUGGGUGCUCAGUGCCAAGAAGAGAGAGCUCCCCCUAGUGACGGCAGGGAGUCCCUGGACACUGGAUCUGUGGGACCCAGAGAUUCCAGGGGAGCAAGGGGAGACAAUUAUGCUGUGGGGAAGGAGGGAGGGAAACAGGGUGGUCCCAGGGAGAUGGAUUUGGGGUGGAAGGAGUUGCCUGGGGAAGAGGCCUGGGAGAGAGAAGUGGCCCUCAGGCCACAGUCAGUGGGUGGAGGGUUAAGGGAGUCAGCACUCCUGAAAGGGAAGGCCCUGGGGAAGGAGGAGGUAACUCAGGGAGGAGGAGGGCUCUGUGUCCACCGUGAGCCUCCUGGUGCCCAUGGCUCCUGUCACAGGGCAGCUCAGUCCCGAGGAGCCUCCCUCCUCCAGCGGCUCCAUAAUGGGAAUGCCUCUCCUCCAAGGGUGCCCAGCCCUCCGCCUGCACCGGAACCCCCAUGGCACUGUGGAGACCGGGGUGACUGGGGAGACCGGGGAGACGGUGGGGACAGGGGAGACAAGCAGCAGGGCAUGGCACGGGGUCGGGGGCCUCAAUGGAAACGAGGUGCCCGAGGGGGCAACUUGGUGACUGGAACACAGCGUUUCAAGGAGGCCCUGCAGGAUCCUUUCACACUGUGCCUUGCCAAUGUGCCUGGCCAGCCAGACCUCCGCCAUAUUGUCAUUGACGGCAGCAACGUGGCCAUGGUGCAUGGCCUUCAGCACUACUUCUCCAGCCGGGGCAUUGCCAUUGCUGUGCAGUACUUCUGGGACCGUGGCCACCGAGACAUAACUGUCUUUGUGCCUCAGUGGCGCUUCAGUAAGGAUUCCAAAGUCAGAGAGAGUCACUUCCUGCAAAAGCUAUAUUCCCUCAGCCUGCUCUCCCUCACACCCUCACGAGUCAUGGAUGGCAAGAGGAUCUCCUCCUAUGAUGACAGGUUCAUGGUGAAGCUGGCUGAAGAGACAGAUGGGAUAAUUGUCUCCAAUGACCAGUUCCGGGACCUGGCGGAAGAGUCUGAGAAGUGGAUGGCAAUCAUCAGAGAACGCCUGCUGCCCUUUACCUUUGUGGGAAACCUCUUCAUGGUACCUGAUGACCCACUGGGACGAAACGGCCCCACCCUGGAUGAAUUUCUGAAGAAGCCAGCCAGGACGCAGGGGUCUUCUAAGGCUCAGCAUCCUUCCAGGAGCUUUGCAGAACAUGGUAAACAGCAGCACGGGAGAGAAGAGGAAAAAGGUAGUGGUGGCAUUCGGAAGACCCGGGAAACAGAGCGGCUCCGGCGGCAGCUGCUGGAGGUGUUUUGGGGUCAGGAUCACAAGGUGGACUUCAUCCUGCAGCGGGAGCCAUACUGCCGGGACAUUAACCAACUGUCUGAGGCCCUGCUCAGUCUUAACUUUUGAGCCUCACCUGCUUGAGUGGUUGCCGCCCUGUCAGCUCCAGCCGCCUCCAGCGCAGCCCUUUCUGUGAGAGUCCCUCUGCUGCUCACACUCUGAUCCAGAGGCACCCUGAGUUGAUGCUUUGGAUCAGGGAAGCCACUUUGGGACAGGUCCAUAAAGUGACCUGAUCUUACCGAGUCAGGACCUCAGCCAGCUCUCAAGAGGUUCUGCUCAGCCUUAACUUCUCAACUUUGCCUUAGCACAGGGUUUCUAUAGGGAGUAGGGGCUGCUGGAGAGGAUUAGUUCUGGAGACUGAGACUGUUGGCUCCACCUCCAAGCUGAGCUGGGGUGGAGGGCAGGGUGGGCGGGAACUGACAGGAAGUUAAGCUGUUCCUCUCUCUGGCUGCUGCUGUGGAUGGCCAGAGGACAAGAUACUCCCUGGCUGAGCUCCUGGGAGUGUGGAAGGAGACGCUGGGCCCUGGAAGGGUCACAGCGUUAUGUGGAUGGGGCCACGAUAGGAUGGAGUGAGCUAGUGAAGAAGGCAGAGGGAGACUUGGCUUCUGGUCUCAGCUAUGCCUGUUUGUGACCUUGAUUGAGUUGCUUGGGCUUUACUUCCGCCUACAAAUCAGUGGUAAAAAUACCUGUUGGGAGGAGAAAUGAGAACAUAGAGGAAAGCUUCUUGGAGAAAAGGUGCUUGGACCAAGUCUCAGGUGUGUCUGCCUGUGGCUGCACAGGCUCUCUAACCAAAACCUCAUUUUCAGAGAGAUGUGGGUCCUUUGUCUUCAGGGUCCACACCCUAGAUUUUAACACUGCAUUCUCACUAUAACAUGCCCUAUAAUGGCUGCAUCCCUUUUGAGCAACCUCCAAAAUCCACAUUUACACAAUAGGUAAAUUAGGGAUGACUGCAUUAUCAGAAUACUCUCAGGGUUCCUAUAAAUGGCAGCUCUCCUGUUGUAUUCAAGUGUUUGUUUACAGACUAACAAAUUUGUUGGCAAAUCCCUGGUUAGAUGCACUUGCUGGUGUUGAGAUGAACACAUCGAUUUUUCACCAAAUCGAUGAAGCCAUGCUCUGCAAUGACAAUAUUAAUGUGAUCCAACCCUAACAUUUUCUCUAUGGAAGACAUAUGUUGCAUAAAGCGAGGCACACUUCUGCUUUAUGUAUGUGUGUAUGGGGAUGGGAGGACUUAACGGAAGUUGAACCAGUUGGUUCUAGAUGAACCAAUUAUCUGGAAAAUGAAAGAACCAGAGUUGGAAGGCACUUGACUGGCCACCAGACCAACUCUGCUGUCACUAACAUGCUCUCUCCACCCUGAUUCCUACAGGUCAUUGCCCUGGGUCUGCUUGAAGUCCUCUUGUGCCAGGGAAUUUACUAUCUCCAAGGUAGCACAUUCCCUGUGUAGAUGGUAUUAAUCAGUACUCCUUCUUUUAGUGCAGCCUAAAGUAUGCUUUUCUGUUACGUCUACCUUUGAGGCUGGUCAUACCCCCAGGAACAAUACAGAGCCAGUCAACUUCCUGGAAUCCAAGACCAGAUAAAGAAGUAGGACAUGUGCCCCUGGAUUCUGUUCUAUGUGGGCCCUGUGGUGAGUCUCUGGUUAAGAUCUUUUCCAGGCCCUGACUUUUGCCUCCCUCUGAAUGGCACAGGGAGUUGAAUACUGCAUGGAGAAUGUAAUGAUGACGGGGAGGGUCCUUGGGUCCUUGUGUCCUCACCCCUCCCUUUUUGGUGAUUUACACCACUGUACCAUACUGACCCAGGCUGGGGGCAGGUGUGUUGGAGACAGGCUGGUCAAGGAGGUGACAAUGAUUCAGAGAUAACCCAGAGUCCCUGAGAAGAAGAGACUGGUUAAUAUGGCCUGAACUGGUGGCUGGGGGAACUGUAUCUGAUUAAGUUAUGGCGGAUGUCACAGCUUUAGGUAGGUAAAAAGGGUCCUAGAUGAAAACUUGGGAGUUUUAUUUUUUUCCAGAUAGGGUUGUUUAUAGUUCUUGAUUGGUAUCUUGCCCUUUUCACUUUCAGUGAUGGUGGGUGUACAGUAGACCAAAAGUAACUUCUGCCCUUUUGUGCUAACGGCCCUGGUUGACUGAGUGGCCCCAGUCAGAUGAGAGGCAAGUCCUAAGCUUCUUAUAGACAGGGAUGUUGGCUUUGUUCUGCUGCAGCCUGAUAAACUGGGACCACUGUAUGGUUAGUAAUGCACUUGCCAUUUGGUGACACAGACUGAAGUCUGUCCUACACCUGGGCCUCACCUCUUCCUCUAUUGGCAUUCUAAUGGCACUUGGACAGCAUCCAGGGUGACUACAGGGCCCACUGGAAGUGGAUCAUCAUUCUCUCUUCUAGUGCCUACCUUUAUCAUAACCUGAUGUCCCAAACUUGUGACAAAUUCUUUUGGAAACUGAAGGACCAAGAAGGGAGAAGGUGAUGAGAGAGACUGCGCAUUAUAACUUUCAAAACCCCGUCUUGGGGGAAGAAUCAUCUAGGGUGACAUUCCUUGAAGUAAAUCGUAGGAGAAUCUAGGCCAGAGAGAUGAGCCAAGGUUAGUGAGAUAAUUUAUCUUUAUUGCCUAAACUGCAGAGCAUUUUCUACACAGCAUAAAGGAGAAGUGGGGCAGCUGCAGGACAUGUAGAGAAACUCAACUGGGAAAUCUUACAAGGAGUUGAAAAGAUUAAUGUCCCAACCUGAUGAGAUUACAGCCUUGAGACAAUAAGGUGGAGCAACAGAACAAUGGGAAAGAGGACUGGGGGAGGAAUCUAAGAACCAGAUGGCUUCAGCUCUCUAGAGGAGCUGAGCCUAUUCACAGUGCCUAACCUGGAAGCCUAUGAGGGACAGGCCUCAGGCCCUUGCCAUGACCUACUUAGGCUACAAUUUCCUUUAAGGCAGCCCCUAGCUCUGGGAAGGAGUACUGGUAGCCAGUAGCCAGUGUUCGUCGUGGGAUCACCUUCUGGCCCUCCAACAGCAUGAUGGCACGCUCUCGCCCAAAGACAGCUUGCACCAUAGUGCUGGGGAGAGGGAUGAAGGCUCGGUGGCCCAGGGCAGCACCCAACGUCUGGGCAAACUCAGCAUUAGUGGCGGAGGAUGGAGCCACUCCAUUCAGGACCCCGUGCACGUGGUUUGCUUCAAGGGCAUGGGUCAGGAUUCCUGCCAGGUCCCCGAUGUGUAUCCAGGGGAAGAAUUGGUGGCCUGAGCCGAUGGGGCCCCCCAGGCCCAGCCGAAAGGGCAGCAGCAUGUGGCCGAUGGCACCACCCCCACGGCCCAGUACAACCCCUACAGCAGGCAAGAGGGAAGGUACAGAGGUCCUCUCAGCCUUGAAGCAGCCCCACUGCUCCUCCUGAUUUCUGUUUCCCCUUUCCCACUCUCCCCAUGCUGACUUGGCUCUGUAACAGAAGUGAGUGGUAUGGCUGUCUAAGACUUCACACCUUCUCAUCUGCAGGUUGGCUAGAAGUCGUGGCAUCCUCUCACUCUGUAAUCUCAGCUCUCCUAAUCCCAUCAGCUCUCCUAAUCCCAUCACUUCCUCAGCCCAGAGAAGACAUUCCAACCCUGUCUGAUACACAGGCCCCUGUUUCUCACCCGAGCGCACCACCACCUGGCGUGUAGAAUCUCCAGGAAGCCUGGCUGCAGCUUCCCAUUUGGUUACGAGGUUGGAGAAAAAGUCAAAGUCCCCUCCUGGGCUGUCUUCAUCAUACUCUGCAGUCAGACUGGGCUGGUAGUAAGCUGCCGGUGAAACACACUCAUUUGCCCUGGGUGUCCUUGGUCCUGCCUGGCUCUCUGUAGUGGAGGCUUCCCUUGGCCUCACCUUCUUUGGCCCUUAGGAUCUCCCCAUUUGGAGACAGAGCCAUUUGGAUAUUUCCCCCUUGAACUUCUCCAGGACCUGAAGUGUUCCUUCCCUGGAGGAACUCUGGUUGCAGGGCUAAACUUAGAGGCUGCUAGAGUGUAGUGGUUAAGAACAGGAACUUGGGUACCAGACUGCCUGAGUUUUAAUCACCUCCCUCAUUUAUUAACUCUGUGACUUGAUGCAAGUUACUUAACCUCUCUGUAUAGAAUUUUCACAUCUUUAAAAUGGGAAUAAUAGUACCUACCUCAUAGGGUUGUUGUAAGGAAUAAAUCAUAAUAAGCAUAAAACACUUCAAA